Messenger RNA from Symbiodinium natans, 741 nucleotides. The record is from the annotation of a GenBank genome assembly. NCBI's taxonomy places the organism in Eukaryota, Dinophyceae, Suessiales, Symbiodiniaceae.
AUGCUUCAAAGCAAGUUGCAGGAAGCGCUGCCGGGGAACCAGCCCUCGACGCAGGCAGUUGAGCUUUGCCGAGCACUUCGAGCUCGCUUGGGGCGAGAAGGCUGGGAGCAACGUCGAGUGUAUGCGAAAGACGUGCUGGAUCAGCUGAAGGACGUGACUGAGGUGCCGCCUCGGUUCUUCUCCGUGCUACAGCGGACGGUCAGCGUCGCCUGCGUUCGCAAAGAUGGUCCCUCCGAGGAGUUGCAGUCCGUCAGAAAGGCCACCGCAGCUGCCGUGUGCAACGCCGACCCUGAGGGUCCUUGUCCGAUCUGCUUGGCGAAGUGGACGCCGCAAGACAGCUUGGUCGUCCUGUCCUGCCACCACGUCCUGCACGCGGAUUGCUUCUGGAGAGUGACUAUGUCGUCCGGCGCCGAGAGCUUGCGAGGACGCUGCCGGAUCUGCACGCAGGCGUCGUUCUGGGGCCCCGUUGCACGGAGCAACUUCCGAUGCAUGCUCAGCUCUGCCUGGGCCGCGGCCUUGGUCCGGCAGCGCGAAGCAGGAGGUGAGCUUACGCGCGAGGAUCUUUCUGAGUAUUGCCGGCGUAUCGCCAAGGAGAUCGGCGAGACCUACAUCGCGACCUUGCGGGAAGUGGCGAAAGAGAUCCGGAAGAAGGGCACGAAGCUCCCAGCUGCGGAGAUGGCGGAGUUAGAGAGGUUAGUGGAAAGCGCUGCGGAGUUGGACCCAAGCCAGGUCGUCGCCUGA